AUGUUAGAUGAAAUUCAUAGACAAGAACGUGAAGAGAUGGAAAAGAAACUUCAAGCAAAAGAUGAAGUCAUUGAAGCAAAAGAUAAAAACAUUCAGAAAAGAAUACCACGUUCGGUACCAAAAGGAAAGGAAAAGAACUAUAAGUAUAUGAUUUACACUGAAGAGAUGGAAAAUGAAGAAGACAGAGAUAUGGUUAUGUUGCAUUUAGUCAGAAGAAACAACAAAAGCUUUUACGACUUAGCUAAGAUUUACAAAUCUGACAGAAAUUGGUUCUAUCGCGAAAACUUACCGAUUUCAAUGACACCGAAUGAAGAUGUUAAACAGAUAGUUCAAGAUACGUUACCUCAAACACACUAUGAUAUGAAAGGUUGUACAAUACUUACAUUCAAAGAAGAUUUGCCGCUACUGAAAGAAAAAAUAACAGAGUAUUUUGACAACUUCAAACAAGCAGAGUAG
Molecule: messenger RNA, 456 nt
Organism: Trichomonas vaginalis G3
Lineage: Eukaryota; Parabasalia; Trichomonadida; Trichomonadidae
Exons: 1
Coding region: 1-456 (151 amino acids)
Source: RefSeq, a predicted model, not a curated record